Messenger RNA from Pseudogymnoascus verrucosus, 1736 nucleotides. RefSeq lists its product as uncharacterized. The record is from RefSeq and is a predicted model, not a curated record. The coding region runs from base 328 to 1647 and encodes 439 amino acids. The transcript has 2 exons. Lineage: Eukaryota; Fungi; Ascomycota; Leotiomycetes; Thelebolales; Thelebolaceae.
GCUAAGCCUAGUGGCUGCAUAUCAGGCAACCAAUUGAGGAACUAGACUGGAUGGUUAGGGAUAUUGCCAUUCUGGAGGCAAAGGAACUGCGCACGUCCCCUUUCCCCUCAACAAUACCCAUUGCCAUAGGCACAGCGUUUAAGGAAUUCUUGUUGAUUUCGAGUCACUUUCCCAUCAUUUGGGUAAUAGUCGGAGUGUUUGGCCGUCCUGGUUUUUGUACCUUGUUCAGAGUGCCUUGCUCUUAUUUUCCGUCGUCCGGCAUACGUGAUAACGUUUAGAGACCUUCCAAUAUUUGCGUCGCACGGUCAUUCCUCAAAUCGUGAGAUAAUGCCGAGCUUCAAGUGGCUCCGAAAGAAGGUGUUACGGAAAAAAAAGAGAGGCAGUAGGAACAAGGACCUGCUCCCUCUCCUCCCCGCUGACCGACCAAGCAUUUUGACGCCGUCGACGUCGUCAGAGAACCUCGUGUCUUUUGACAACUACGGUCUCUUUCAGCGCCUUCCAUAUGAAAUCCGCCGCAGUAUUCUUAUUGAAGCAUUUGGUGGGCGCACAUUACACAUGGAUUUAGAAUUCAACCAUCCGCUUGUACGGAAGUCUGGGACACAAACGGAGAUCAGCCACUGCGACCUUGAUUCGAACCUAAUCCGGGACACUGAUAUCCGCAAAGGCUGGCAGUGGUUUGGCUGCGUGUGUCAUCGGCGAGAAGAUGGUCACUGUGGCAGUUUGUUUCGCUCACUAUUCGGUACGAGGGAGGGCGAGCUGAUCCCGAAGGGGAGACCAUGGGAGGACACAUGUUGGAGAGGCAUCCCAAAUCCUAGCGAGUGUGGGCUGCUGCGGGGAAAAGACGGACCUUCAAAAUGUUUUAUUGGCAUCAUUGGAUGGCUAUUGGCAUGCCGACAAGCUUAUGCUGAUGGCAUUGAUGUCCUUUUUGCGACUAACACGUUUCAUCUAAAGAGCCCUGAUCUACUGGAGCACCUCCAGCGCAUGGUACUUCCCCAGCGAUUACGCGCUAUCCCGUUUCUUGAAAUGUGCUGGCUCAAUAAAUAUAGUAGAUCCCAAUUGCGGGUUCUCUGGGACGAUCCGACAACAGAGGACUCGGAGUUGCAUGCACUAUGUCGGAUGGUCCCUCAGGCGUUUCCUAAUGUUCUCCGUCUUGACAUUACAAUCAUAUGCGAUAUCAGGCCUACUGGAGAUGACUUCCCAGACAUCACUUGGGCGACUCGACGUGUUCGAGCAAGGACUCUGAAGUUGUCCGCGUUAGCGAUGGAACAUUCCAUUUUUGGCCCUAUUGAGAGAAUGCUACGCACUCUAGGGCCUGGGCGAGAGUUCAGUAUCACCAUCUCGAUGUGUGCUUGGGAAAUCUUAGCAGAUAAGCAUCGUGUUUUAUAUGGCUCGGAACUCAAGAUCGAAUGGUACUGCUCUGGGAUCGAAGGUCGGUUUUGGAAGGUGCUUGACCCUGUUAAUGAAUUGGGCUACUGGAUUUGCUGUGGUGAUAACCAAGAGAUGAGGAUGCGAUAUCUUGAUUGUGGUAUGGGACAAGGUGCGGAGAAUGUGCGGAACGCGGAGAUCCAGGAGGCCGCGCAGAUCGUGGAGGAUGCGCAAAUUGCGACGGACGCGGAGAGUGCAGAGAACGCGCAGAACGCGGCCUGAAAUUGUCGUUAUUGACUAUUUCUACAAACUGGGAGAUGCUGCUCUUAGAGCUAAAGAGAUUAGUUGCAAGGGGGAAGUUUGGCUGGGGC